AUGGUACAGCAUCAGCCUCCCUCGACAUUGACGGCCAACCAUUGCGCCGCGACUAUGCACGCCAACGAAGUCCUAGGGGCCACAGCCGGGAUUCUGCAGUACGAAGAAGUGCACGCUCCCCUGAGUAUCAAGAACCCCAGCAUUCUCACCACGGCGUUGACACUCUCCCAGCGCAAGUUAAGCCGUCAAACCCCACGCGACUCGCGACAACGAGAGAAUGGGAGAGGGCAGCUCAUACGACCAACACGCACGACAUCCACUGCGACGACAUCCCCAGACGGGGACGAUUUCAGCUGCGGCGAUUCGAACAAGGACUACACCCAUACAAGCGCUGCCAACGGCAGAAGAUUAGAGGACAAGCCUCUCGCACUCAUCCCCGCUUCGCAUGGCACGUCUAGAAACUUCAUUCCCUGA
Messenger RNA from Pleurotus ostreatus (oyster mushroom), 414 nucleotides. RefSeq lists its product as uncharacterized. The transcript has 3 exons. Lineage: Eukaryota; Fungi; Basidiomycota; Agaricomycetes; Agaricales; Pleurotaceae. The record is from RefSeq and is a predicted model, not a curated record. The coding region runs from base 1 to 414 and encodes 137 amino acids.